UUUUUAUAUCAUAAUCAUAUUAUAUUCAUAUUAUUUUCAUUCAAAUUUCGAUGUUGAAUCUUGAAUUACAUCGUUAUGGUUCUUUUGCAUUUUUAUAUUAAUAAUUUUCAGUUCUCAUAAAAUGUUUGUGUUUUAUAGUGUAGUUCAUUGAAAUACAAUAAAACAUAGGUACUUAGUUUAAACAUUGAAGAACUCUGAGUUGUUCAAUUGUUAACAUCUAAUUUGCUACUUCUAUUCAAUGGCUAAGUAUUUCAGUACCAUUUUUCUUUCAAUUGGCUUAAAACCAAUUGCAGUACCGAACCGUGUUUAUACAUUAUUGAAAUGUAAGUAUAGUUCAAACCCAGAACAAUGUCUGAGCAACAGUGACAACCAAAACGAGAAUGAUUUAAUAGAAAUUAAGCGUCAGCGUCUGUUAAAAAUAGCCAUCAUAGGUGUACCAAAUGCCGGAAAGAGUUCUAUAAUCAAUUCUAUUGUCCAGAGAAAUAUAUGUCCUUAUUCUUGUAAAGUUCAUACUACAAGAUCUAGUGUCCGCGCAGUACGAAGUGUGGACGAUACGCAAUUAGUUUUUUUAGACACUCCUGGUCUUGUAGACUCUACAGAAAUUGCAAAGUAUAAUUUAGAAAGGACAUUUGCUAAUGAUUCAGUAAACUCAAUCGAAGAAGCAGAUAUAAUUGGUGUUAUUCAUGAUGUGUCUAAUCGAUACACAAGGAACCAUUUAGAUCCCAAAGUGUUGAGGCUUUUACAUCUUUAUCCUAACAAAGAUUCAUUUCUAGUACUAAAUAAAAUAGAUCUUUUAAAAUCUAAAAGCUAUCUCUUAGAUUUGGCACGGUCUUUAACAUGCUUUAAACAUAACAACAUUCAUAUUCCUGAACCAUACACUAUGACACCUGAAAAAAGAAGAACCCAUGAAAGCUUAAAAAUUCAAGAGAGGAUGUUAGGGAGAAAAAUUACGCAGUCUAUUGGUUGGGAAAACUUUAAAGAUGUAUUUAUGGUAUCUGCAAUCCAUAGUCUUGGUUCAUCAGAUAUUGAGGAUUACCUGUUACAAAAAAGCAAACCAUCUCCUUGGAUAUUUCCCAAAGAUGUAUUGACUGAUAAAGAAGACCACAAAUUAGUACUACACAUGAUAGAGUCAACAUUGUAUGAUUUUUUACCCAAUGAAGUUCCGUACAACUUAAAAGUAGAAAUGGAAUAUUAUGAAGUUUCUAGGGAAGGAAAUAUACACAUUGUUGUAUUAAUUCAUUGCAAUACACCAAGAAUAGAGAAGCUGGUGAUGGGAAAAAGAGGCAGUCGUAUCAGGAACAUUGCUAUGAAAUCUGAACAACACCUCAGGAAUCUGUUUUUAACUGAUGUUUUCCUCAAAAUGGUCGUCACAGAUAAACCAAAAUAUUCUGCACAACACAUGGCAGAUACUUUAAGCCAGUAACCGGACAUAUGCAAUCACAACUAUUACAUCUGUUAAAGGCUUUUUUUAUGUUCUUAUUACAAUGUUGUUAAUUUUUUUGUUUCAAUACAAAAUUUAUGAAAAAAUUAUUUUAAUAAUAAAAAUAAUAUUAUUAUAAAAUUA
This is a messenger RNA of Metopolophium dirhodum (rose-grain aphid), 1564 nucleotides long. Its product is annotated as GTPase Era, mitochondrial. The record is from RefSeq and is a predicted model, not a curated record. Gene Ontology annotation, cellular component: mitochondrial matrix. The coding region runs from base 239 to 1423 and encodes 394 amino acids. NCBI's taxonomy places the organism in Eukaryota, Metazoa, Arthropoda, Insecta, Hemiptera, Aphididae. The transcript is spliced from 6 exons. Gene Ontology annotation, biological process: ribosomal small subunit assembly. Gene Ontology annotation, molecular function: rRNA binding; GTP binding; ribosomal small subunit binding.